Messenger RNA from Lolium rigidum, 1190 nucleotides. Its product is annotated as heme-binding-like protein At3g10130, chloroplastic. The coding region runs from base 1 to 879 and encodes 292 amino acids. The record is from RefSeq and is a predicted model, not a curated record. Lineage: Eukaryota; Viridiplantae; Streptophyta; Magnoliopsida; Poales; Poaceae. The transcript has 7 exons.
AUGGCAUUCCCGUGCUCCUACACCGUGCGGCCGCCGCGCGCCGUCCGACCCCGAGGCCAACGCCCCCGUGGUUCCCGCCCCGCGCUGACGGUCGUGGCCGCUGGCACCCGCGCCAGCGGCGCCGAGGCUCGUGCAUCCCUGGUGCUGGCUCUCGCCUCACAGGCCCUCGCCGCCUCGCAGCGCCGCGCCGUCGACCUCGUCACCGAGGCCACCAAGUACGCCUUCCCUUCUAGCCGCUUCGAGCCGCGGACGCUCGAGGAGGCCCUCAUGUCUGUUCCCGAUCUCGAGACGGUCCCGUUCCGCCUACUGAAGCGCGAGGUGGAGUACGAGAUCAGAGAAGUGGAGUCCUACUAUGUUGCCGAGACGACGAUGCCUGGAAGAACUGGAUUUGAUUUCAAUGGAUCGUCUCAGUCAUUCAACGUGUUGGCCUCUUAUUUAUUUGGUAAGAACACGAGGUCCGAACAAAUGGAAAUGACAACCCCUGUUUUUACUAGGAAGGGUGAAACUGGCGGUGAAAAGAUGGACAUGACUACCCCAGUUAUAACAAAGAAGUCAGCUGAUGACAAUAGGUGGAAGAUGUCCUUUGUGAUGCCAUCAAAAUAUGGUCCGGACUUGCCUCAGGCAAAAGACCCAUCUGUGACUAUUAAGGAGGUGCCCAGCAAAAUCAUAGCAGUUGUCGCUUUUCCAGGUUUGGUUUCAGAUGAUGACAUAAGCAAGAGGGAGUCCAGACUACGGGAAGUUCUUCAGAAAGAUACCCAAUACAGAGUGAAAGAGAAUUCAGUGGUGGAAGUUGCGCAGUAUAAUCCCCCUUUCACACUUCCUUUCACAAGACGUAAUGAAGUAGCGCUUGAGGUCGAGCGGCUUGGUGGAAUCUCCUGAUGUCCAACAUUGACAACUAAGUUGUUAAAAUUUCAGUGUGUAUGCAAACACACUUUGUCCCUAAUGUAUAUACAUAUAAUUUUGUUGUUUCUAGUUCAGAAUGUAUAGCAUAUGUACAUAUCUCAUUUAUCACGUAUAAUAGUGAAGGGUAAAAUCUUACAGGCUAAACUUUGGUCUCUUUAUUUGUUUUAUGAAUGUAUGAUAGCAUCCGUUUAGAAGACUGUUGUAUCUUAAGAUUUCUUUGUCCACACUCAAUUUUAGUGUGUUUUUCAAUACAAUUUAAACCUACAUGGAGCCUUUUACGGUUGACA